AUGGGCGAUACAGUCCGGACAGAUGUCCUGAUCGUCGGGGCCGGCCCGUCCGGGUUGAUGGCCGGAGUUUGGAUGGCCCAGAUGGGGGUGAACACGAUGAUAAUUGAUCAAAAGCACAAUCUUACGCGAUGCGGUCGAGCCGACGGACUGGAGAGUCGAACAUUAGAGAUUCUGGACAGUUUCGGGCUCGCAGAUAAAAUCUGGACUCAGGCAAACCACACUGUGGAGAUUGCGUUAUGGGGCGCUGGAGCCGAUGGGAGGUUGCAAAGGCAGAGCAUCACCGCAAAUUCCAAGCCUGGAUGGUCCCGGUUCUAUGAGUCCACGCUUAGCCAGGGCCAAGUAGAAGAGUAUCUCAUGCAAUUUGUGAGGGCUCGAAAGCACGUCGAAGUUAGGCUGGAAACAAUCCCCACUUCGUUGGAGAUUGAUAACAUGACGAUCGACCACCACGAUGCGUUUCCGUUUCGCGUCAAUUUGGAGACUGCGCCAUUUAGUCCGCAGUCUUCGUUCGAUGGCGUGGCUACUCCGAACAGCGAGCUCAGCUCGGGACAGUCUGAUGACUCGGGGUAUGCAGGCAUGGGGACAAUGGUUGAAGCCAAGUACAUUCUGGGCUGCGAUGGAGCUCAUAGCUGGGUCAGGAAGCAACUCGGGUUGAAACUCGAGGGCGAAACUUACGACGACUGUUGGGGUGUUCUGGAUAUCAUCCCGUUGACGGAUUUCCCCGAUAUACGGAAGCGAUUCAUUAUCAAGUCAAUGCACGGAACUCUCAUGAUGAUUCCACGGGAGAGAAAACUUGUGCGUAUCUACGUGGAGCUUCCAUUCGAAGCAGCCGAGAGAUAUCGCGCAGAGCACAACGCCGGCAUUCUCAUGGAGCAGGUUGCAACCAUCAUGAAGCCCUAUAGCAUUAGAACGAAUUAUGUUGACUGGUCAACAAUCAACAAGGUCGGCCAACGCAUCUGCCGAAAAAUUGGUCCCCAUAACCGGAUAUUCCUUGCCGGAGAUGCCAUUCAUACACAUUCUCCGAAGGCAGGACAAGGGAUGAACGUCAGCAUGCAAGACACGUUCAACCUCGGCUGGAAGCUGGCCUCUGUCAUCAAGGGCGUUUUGCACCAAAGUGCUCUCGAGACAUAUCAGCAAGAACGGCUACCCGUCGCCGAGCAACUGAUUGCAUUGGAUCAAAGAAUAUGCCGAGGGAUGUGCACCAAGCGGAACGGUGGUGUAGAGGCCCAAAACGGCCGCUUCGACGAGGACCAUAGGCGGGCACUGGAGCAGGAGAAUUCCUCAAUGUCAGGUCUCGCUGUGACCUACCAACCUAAUUCCCUGGUCACACCAACAGUUUGGGAUACAUCUUUGCCCAGCGACGUGCCGCCCUGCACCAGCAGACCAUCCGUGGCCCGAAAUCUCCGGGUCGGCGCGCGCGUUCCUAGUGUGCUGAUCCUUAACCAAAGCGACUCGCAGGCAUGCCAUUUGCAUCAGAUCCUUCCCAGUACGGGACAAUGGAAUCUGAUUGUUUUCGGAGGUGACAUUGUGGCGGCGAAUCAGAAGCGCCGCGUCGCUGCCCUCACAGAUGCCCUUAAUGCCCCUGAUUCAGCCUUCGCGAAGCUGAAUAACCGGGUCUCCAUCGCGCAGCGCGGGUUUCCGGUUCUCGGCAUGUAUCUCAUUCACCGUGCUCAUAGGCAUAGCAUCGAGCUGAACGAUCUGCCGUUGGUCUUCCGUCCUUGGACAAAUGACGGUGUGGACUAUGGCAGAGCUUGGGUGGAUGCUGAAACUUAUCAUCACGCUGGCGGAGGGAAACUGUACUCUUCUUUUGGAAUUGGGCCAAAGGGGUGUAUGGCAUUACUGCGGCCUGACCAGCAUCUGGCUUUUCUAUCAGAUAUAGAUGACGUGGACGGUUUAGAGCUGUUCCUGCGGUCGGUCAUGCCUGGGGCGACAUAG
Aspergillus nidulans FGSC A4 is the source of this 1932-nucleotide messenger RNA. Its product is annotated as putative FAD monooxygenase. NCBI's taxonomy places the organism in Eukaryota, Fungi, Ascomycota, Eurotiomycetes, Eurotiales, Aspergillaceae. The record is from RefSeq and is a predicted model, not a curated record. Gene Ontology annotation, molecular function: FAD binding; oxidoreductase activity. The transcript is spliced from 5 exons. Bases 1 to 1932 code for a protein of 643 amino acids.